This is a messenger RNA of Auanema sp. JU1783, 1341 nucleotides long. The record is from the annotation of a GenBank genome assembly. Lineage: Eukaryota; Metazoa; Nematoda; Chromadorea; Rhabditida; Rhabditidae.
AUGAGUGACUAUCUGCGCGUUGAAUACGUCAAUGAAGAUGAUACCUUAGCUGAAAUAGCUGCCAGAGAAAUUACUUCUUCAAGUUUGCGCAAAUCCAAUGCUAUACUACUAGCUUUGAUUGCUAUCGUUUCAUAUGGCUUCAACAUACUUCUCGCAGCUGUCAUAUACAUCAAUGAAAGUCUGAGAAACAUCAACACAUAUGCUUUACUUGGACAUUUUGCUUGUAUUAACUUAGCUGAUUUGACAUUUUCAUUAUUCUUUUCGCUUGUUUACGUUGCUAACAACAGUUGGAUAUUCGGAAUCACAUGGUGUCGAAUACAUGCAGCUGCACAAGAGUUCUGUCUACUAUAUAUGUUGUCAUCGUUGAUGUUUAUGGCAAUUGAAAAGGCUGUUGUUUCCAUGUACUAUACCAAUGAACAUGAGCAUGCUCGUCGUCAAGUAUUUUUCACCAAAAAACAUCUGGCAGUUGCGGCAUUUGGCUUUGCUCUAAUAUCCGCUUUGUUCUCCAUUCCAAUUACUUUUCAUAUGAUACCCGUUCAACCAUUCAAAAAUAGAUUUGUAUGUGGGAUUGAUAGUCAAUGCCCAAUUGUAUUCCCUUGCUUGAGAAUAAUUGUCUACAUCACAGCCCUUCUCGUUAGUCUAGUUGCUUUCAUUUCUCUUCUGCGUGCAAAGCCUCAAGCAUCUAUACCUUCGCAACAACAAGACUAUAAUGCAUUUAUUGACCAUAUACGGUUUAUACAUGAACAGAAAUCACAUGGCCGAUUGGUUCUUGUUAUAUUCACAUUCUUUAUCAUAACUGUAAGCCCAUAUUGUGUAUUGGGACUUGUCUAUGAGAUAUCCAACAGUCGAGAGUUACAAUCAGCCUCUCAUACACAUAUCAACGUUCCACAAGAUGCAGAUACUCUUCUAACAUGGUUAAAAUUUCUAUUUCCACUCAUUUCACCAAUAAUAAUAAUAUGUGCAUGUAAUGAUAUUCGAGAGAAGAUUCGAGAACUAUUCUGUUGCUCAAUUGAUUCAAACUCAUAUAAUCAUCAUUUGAGUUCUGCAGUUGUGUCACCUCAAACUAUGACACUUGUUGGUACUUCAAAUGGCUUACAACUACGAGCAGCUGACUUGAUGCAUUCUCCAGAUGCAUAUUCCAGUCAUUGUCCCGUAUUGCCAUUAACAGAAGAAUUUCCUCCAAGAUAUGAGCAACUAGAUAAUUCUCCUGAAAUAACAUCGACCAGACAAGUGACAACAUCUAAUGUUGAAAGAGAAAGAGCAGAACGAAGUCGUAAACCUAAAAGAACAAAACGUAAAUUGAGUAAUGGUAUACGUGUUAAAGCUAGAAAUUCAUAUUAG